AUGUCUGAGGAGGCUAAACCUCCCACUCCCAGCAAGCCCUCGCUUGCACCCAACAGCCCUCGUGCUGAGUCUCCAACCACUGCACGCCCCCUGGAUUUUGACGAUGAACCCCAGGAUAGCGGAACAGCCUCUGCCUCUCCAGCGGCUGCGCAACCACCCUCUACCGAAGCUGCCCCGCCAAAGCCGCCCCGGCCCUUGGGCCCCAGAGAACAAUCAGAGCUCACUCUGAAGGAAGUGUUCCCUACUGUUGAUUCCUCAGUAGUCAAGGCAGUGUUGGUGGCGAGCAAUUGGAAUGUUGAAAGAGCAUUCAAUGCCCUUCUCGGCAUGACCGAUCCCACUGCGCAAGAGGACAUGGUUCCUCCUCCAAAACCGCCUCGCCCCGCCCAGUCCGCGACUUCCACUACUCAGCGUCAAUUAGAAUCUGAUGAGAUGUACGCGCGCCAACUAGCCGAACACUACAAUGCAUCAGGGCGCCGUGGGCCACCUGCAGGCUGGGAAAAUGACCCGCGGUAUCGGCGGCCGAGGGGAAGCGAGGAAUCAGACGAGAGGGAAUAUAACUUCUUUGAUGAUGACCUACCUGUCAUUCGUGAGAACCUCCGAAAAGGUUUCUUGGAUACGCAGACCAAGGUCAACUCGUGGGUACAAAAUUUGAAGAAGAGAAUUGAUGGGGAGGAUGUGGACGAGGAACCCAGUCAGACCCAUCGAGAAGCUUCGCCGUAUGGCCGACCCCGCCCCAGCGGUGAAUUAGGCCGUCGCAGCGGGGAUCGUGAGCGCUAUGAUGCUGAUCCUCAGGUCCUGGGUGAUGACUUCUCUGCACUUGAGCUGAGGGAUUCUGAAGCCCCGCCACCUCAACCGCCCCGUCCGGGGAAUUCCCAAAGGCCAUCGCCCUCGCCUGAUCGACGUAAGGUGUCAUUCCAGGAAGGCCCGCCCACUGAGAUUGAUAGUCUCUACGAUGCCUCCACGCCCGCCAAGCGUCCUUCUACGGGAGGCAGGCCAAGCAAAUGGCAACCUCUGGCUACCGUGGAGCCUUCUCCGGUGGCUGAAAAUGAUCCGUUCAGCCUUGGUGAUAGCGAUGACGAGAAAGACACUAAGCCCAAAGAACAACCCACAGGGGACAGUGAGCAGAUCAAGAAAGCUACUGCAGAGGCGAUGGCUGGUGACAUGGGUUCCUCCAAGGAGACAGAAUCCAAGGACACCAGGCCUGAGGAUUCAAAGUGA
This is a messenger RNA of Penicillium alfredii, 1218 nucleotides long. RefSeq lists its product as uncharacterized. Gene Ontology annotation, cellular component: cytoplasm. NCBI's taxonomy places the organism in Eukaryota, Fungi, Ascomycota, Eurotiomycetes, Eurotiales, Aspergillaceae. Bases 1 to 1218 code for a protein of 405 amino acids. The transcript has 5 exons. Gene Ontology annotation, molecular function: ubiquitin conjugating enzyme binding; ubiquitin binding. Gene Ontology annotation, biological process: ubiquitin-dependent protein catabolic process. The record is from RefSeq and is a predicted model, not a curated record.